Messenger RNA from Nematolebias whitei (Rio pearlfish), 1753 nucleotides. It is a transcript of the gene snpha, whose product is annotated as syntaphilin. NCBI's taxonomy places the organism in Eukaryota, Metazoa, Chordata, Actinopteri, Cyprinodontiformes, Rivulidae. The coding region runs from base 152 to 1753 and encodes 533 amino acids. Gene Ontology annotation, cellular component: cytoplasmic microtubule; mitochondrion. The transcript is spliced from 5 exons. The record is from RefSeq and is a predicted model, not a curated record. Gene Ontology annotation, biological process: neuron differentiation.
GAUGGACUCUCAUCAGGACCGCCAGCAUCUCGUGUCGCUGCGGCCGCCGGGCAGGAACCGAACCUCUCCGAUGACGCGCAGCUUCCACCUCCCGAAACGAGUCCCCCGCUAGAAAGAGCCGUGGAGACGCUGGACGUUGCUCAUCACCUCGAUGUCUCUCGCUCAGAGUCGGAAGCCCUUCUCCAGCCAGCGCAGGCGCUCAGUGGGAACUGGAGGAGGUGGCGGGAGGUGUUGCCACAGUGAUACGUCCAGUACGCACACCUUUCCUGUUCGGAUAAGGGCUCCAGAGGGCAGCCCCACCGCCCGCACACAUCCAAACACCCCCCGACGUCAGGCAAAGCACACGGUCUGCAGCGACAACCAUGGGGUCAGGGCCCCCACCCCGGAGCAGUACCUUACACCCCUGCAGCAGAAGGAGGUGUGUAUACGACAUCUGCGAGCCAGACUAAGAGACAACGUUGAGCGGCUGCAGCACAGGGACUGUGAGAUCGAGGAGCUGAGGACCCAGCUGUACAAGAUGCAGGAGGACUGGAUCGAGGAGGAGUGCCACCGUGUGGAGGCGCAGUUAGCUCUGAAGGAGGCCCGAAAGGAGAUCCAGCACCUCCAGGAAGUGGUUGAGUCAGUGAAGUCCAACCUGAACAACCGUGAGCCAGACCCUCACGAUCUCAAGCCAUACUCGGGGAUGCAGGGGGUCAGGUCAGAGGGGAAGUCUCGCUCCUGUGGGUGCUCCCCAGCCAGCACCCUGAGCCGCGGCGCCACCUUCAUGCGGCGGAGCAGCGAGGCUCUGGAGCGCAGCUUCAACGCCCCCGAGCCAAGCGGGGCGGCCCAUCCGUCAGGACAGACCCACCUGCUACUGGAGGCUGCGCUCCUGUCGGAGCAGCUGCCUCAGCGGGACCCCCACCUCCGAGGAGCCCCAGCUGUGCAGCACCCUUCCACUUAUGAAAGGUUGUACAGCGGGGGCGCCGUGCUGCCAAUCUCACACUCCUGCCACUCUCUCAGCAGCAGCUGCAGAUGCACUAGACCCGCCUACCUCCCCCAUCAUCACCUGUUCCUGCACUUACCUCAAGAGGAGCCCCCGGUCGCGGCUGUGAGCGCUGCCCCCACCACGCACACCAAGCCCAUCCCUGUUCCUGCAGCGGAGAAGAAACCAGAGGUCCGCUCUCAGGGCUGCAGCCCCACCAUGACCUGGCUGUGUGAGGAGAUCAGUUCUGGAGAGCUGAGCGUCAUUUCAUUUGAAAAAACCACCACCCCCCCAGAACCGCAGCCAGUUCCAGCCUCUCUACCUCCUCUGUCCCCCCCAGAACACCUGUACAGGGCUGAUCCACCACCUUUUGAUAAACCUGUGGUUGCAAAUGUGCCAGCGCAAGCCCAGACCUGCCAGCCCCGACCUACACAUCCACUUCCUGUGAGACAGGAAGCCACAGCUGUGACGAUGGACGAGGACACGGAGGAAACCGAAGGGACAAAUGAAGGCGGGCCUUCCCCCGAGCGCCCCCACUGGAGCCGCUACUUCCUCGUAGAUCUUUUGGCUUUGGCCAUUCCUGUAGUGCCAACCAUGGCGUGGCUGUGCAGAGGGGCGCCGCAGGAAGUCAUGCCCGUGUACCACAUCGGCUCCAUGCUGAGAGGCUGCUGCGCCAUCGCCCUCCACUCACUUCGACAGCAGGGUGUGGGCGGGGGGCGCAGACCUACCAGCACGACUGGAACAGCCGCUGACACUUUAAAUGUCCACUCAGCUCUCAACCCCUGCAGAUAA